Molecule: messenger RNA, 4083 nt
Organism: Labeo rohita (rohu)
Lineage: Eukaryota; Metazoa; Chordata; Actinopteri; Cypriniformes; Cyprinidae
Gene: mrtfab
Product: myocardin related transcription factor Ab
Exons: 17
Coding region: 344-3961 (1205 amino acids)
Biological process (GO): smooth muscle cell differentiation
Source: RefSeq, a predicted model, not a curated record
UGAGGGCGAGAGACGCGCUGUUCUGUGAAUGUCUUCUGCUCAGUGCAGAGCAGGCUCUGUGCUCUGCCGUCCUCACCUAUGUGCUUCAGCUUCAUUUUCUGCCUCUGCGUGACGCAGCUGCAGAGCCUCUGCAUCAACCUUUGAGGACAAAACCGAGGAUCAGAUUUUUGGAUGCGGAAGAAACCGAGCUGUCUGUUCUCCAAUUCUGUGAUUUGAAACGCUGUAAAUACCGUUGUUGUGGACUAACAUACCUGCUACGGAAAUCUUUGCAUUUUCCUCACUUUGGACCACCAAUGGAAUAUCAGUUUUAACUUCUUUUGAGACUUUAACACUGGAUCCAAACAUGCUGGACACAAACCACUGCCUUCACAUUGACACUUCCUCUUUUGAGGAUCAACCAAUCCGAAAUGAAGAUAAGAUGUCUUUAAGUUUGGACUGUGACAGACAUGCAUAUCAUAGCCUUAAAGAAGUUCUUCAGCUCAAACUACAACAGAGAAGGACGCGAGAGGAGCUGGUCAGCCAAGGAAUCAUGCCUCCACUGAAAAGUCCGGCUGCCUUCCACGAACAGAGGAAAAGUCUGGAGAGGGCACGCACUGAGGAUUACCUGAAGAGGAAGAUCAGGAGUCGGCCAGAGAGGUCAGAACUGGUCAGGAUGCACAUCCUCGAAGAGACCUCAGCUGAGCCCUCACUGCAGGCCAAGCAGCUGAAGCUGAAGAGAGCUCGAUUGGCAGAUGAUCUCAAUGAUAAGAUCUCUCACCGCCCUGGUCCCAUCGAGCUUGUCCACAAGAACAUCCUCCCUGUUCACACACUCAUUGGUACAGAGUCUCCGAAGGGUGAGAGCUCCUCACUGGACGAGGACAGUAGUGAUGCCCUGUCACCUGAUCCCCAGUGCAGUCAGGAUUCUCCGUUGGGUCUUGCCCCUCAACACUCCCCGUCUGAUAUGCUGAAAAUGAAUGGAGACCUCUCACCCACUCAGUUCCUCACUCAGGCACCACCUCCUCCUCUUGUUGCGUCCGACGCCUCUCCACCACAGAAUCUAACAAGUGAAACUAACAUGACAAGCUCUUCCCGUCCACCGACGGGACAUAAGCAGUCCAAGUCCAGCACGGAUCGGGCAUCUCAACGAUCCAAGAAACCCAAAGAUAACAAGCCCAAAGUGAAGAAACUCAAGUAUCACCAGUAUAUCCCACCUGACCAGAAGAACGACCGGGAGCCUCCUCCUCAACUGGACUCCUCGUACGCCAAGAUCCUCCACCAGCAGCAGCUUUUUCUUCAGCUUCAGAUCAUUAACCAGCAACAGCAGCACUACAAUUACCACACUAUCUUACCCGCACCUCCAAAACUUCCUGCUGAAAAGCAGCAACCAUCCACCAAUCCAGGCCCCUCCCCUUCCCAGACUAUUUCCACAAGCUCUACAGUCUCCUCCAAUCAGAACGGGCCUAAUCGUCGGAGCCAGUCUGCAGUGGGAGGAGCUAAACCCAGCACUUUGCCUGCAAACCUGGAUGAAUUCAAAGUUGCUGAACUUAAACAUGAGCUCAAAUUGAGGGGUUUGACAGUAUCUGGCACUAAGAACGAUCUCAUCGAGCGACUCAAGAACUACCAGGAGCAGAACAGUGGUUCAUCAGCCACAGGAGCUGCCACUACGAAAACAGUGUCUGCUCAGUUACCACAGGUGUCAGUUCAGUCAUCUGGUGCCGCCCCGAAAGACGUGGCUGUUUCAAUGACAGCCUUUCCCGUAGCGGCUGCCACUAGGGUCCACAACACAACUCCACCUCAAAUUAUGCGCUUUAGCAGCACUAGCUCCUCUCCUCCUGCAUCUCCUACUCCCUCUGACCGCUCUCUGGCUGGAUUGAGUCCUGACGAAGCCAGCUGCAAUGGGGAUGUGUUUGGAGAAAUGGUUACCUCACCUCUCACCCAGCUCAGCCUGCACCCCUCUCCAGAUCACCCUUCCCCAAUUAAAGAGGAGUCCCAUGGGCAGAUGCUGGCCUCCUGCAGCUUUUCUCACCCGGGUCAGCUGUCAGCCACACAGCCUCAGGAUCCCAUGGCAGCAUCAGGAUCUGCUGUGUCUCCUCUGGACAAAGACCAAAUGCUUCAAGAGAAGGACAAGCAGAUUGAGGAGUUGACACGGAUGCUUAGGCAGAAGCAGAGGCUGGUGGAGACCCUGCGCUCUCAGCUGGAGCAGGGUAAGCGUGGAGUGGCAGCAGAGGUUACGGACAACACAGGUAAUGCUGAAAUACCAUUGCUGUCUAACGGAGUGGAAGUGAAAGUAAAGGAAGAGAUUAAGGAUGAAAUGGACACAACAGAGGACAUGCAGAAGCAAGUCCAGCCCCAGAAGAAGAUCCAGAUGCAGUGUUCGCAGCAGACUCUGCUCAAGCUGCAGCAGAUUCACCGGCUGCAGCAGCAGCAGCAUAUUCUGGUGGACCUACCAACUAUACAGCAACAGAGGACACAGUUACUGCAACAGCAAAAACAGCAAAUGGACACACCGAAAGUGCAGCAAGAUCAAGGAAAAACACAGAUAUUGCAAUUGCAGCAGCAGAAAAUGCAACUGCUGCAACAGCAGCAGAAGGCGCAAUUACUGCAGCAGAAGACACAGUUACUGCAGCAGCAGAAAGUACAGUUACUCCAACAGCAGCAACAGAAGACUCUGUUGCAACAAAAGACUCAGUUGCAGCAGCAAAAGAAAAACCAGUUACUUCAACAGCAGCAGCAGCAAAAGCUACAGCAGCUCAUCAUCCAGCAAAAGCAGUUACAAAGCAAUCAAAAGAAGCAGCAGAAGGCACAAAAUCAGCCUCAGCAGCAGUUACAGACUCCGCAGGUUUCACAGGUGUUCGUCAACCAGCAGUCUAGCACUCAAAUUACUACGUCUUUCCCACUGGAUCUCCUGAAAGCUCAUCCCACACCUACAUUGGUCACUGACAGCAAUGGCAACCGUUAUCUGAUUGCACUAACCAGUAAUAGUGUAGAGAGCCUGACUGGAAAGUCUCCUCAGAGCAAAUCCAAUGGACGGAUCACUCUACAGAGAUUGCAGUCCACCCCUUCCAAGCUCCCUAGUCAGUCAUCUACUGAUGUGGCUAGUUCUGCCAACCAAUCACAAGCUGUUAGAGAGCCUGUCACCAAAGUUCAGAAAGUAGGGCUCCACUUGGAAACCACAAGUGUUAAAGAGUCUAGCCAGCCAGUGUCGGCACCACCCAGUUUUGAGCCCUUCUUCUGUGAGGAAUCAAACCUACUGAGCAAACCCUCCUCACCCCCUUUGUUUAAGGAGGACAUUUGCCCAACUUUUGAUCGACACACUUUAUUCACCCCUUCCUCCCCAAAGCCGAAACCUCACCCUCCUCAGCGUUUCAAAGAUAUCUCAAACAACCAGCAAAUAGAUGAUUUGUUUGAAAUCCUGAUCAAGAGUGGAGAAAUUUCAUCUGGAUUCAAAGCCAGUCAAGACCCCUCCCUGUCAGACCUUCACUCUGGCCCACCCACUCCAUCCCCACCUCCUUCUCCGCUCCACCUCUCGCCACCCACACAUCACCCCGACCCCAUCCCAGCCCCUUCCCAGCAGCUCCCGGACACCCAGGACAGGCCUUGCUCUGGAACCGGCCGCCUGGAGGACUUCCUAGAGAGCACCACCGGUGCUCCUCUUCUCGGCGUGGAGCCGGACGGCCCGUUAACGUUAAUCGAUGACCUCCACAAUCAAAUGCUGAGCACUUCCAGUAUUCUGGACCAUCCCCCAUCUCCAAUGGACACCAGUGACCUGAGCUUCUCGCCCCACCCGGCCAGCCUGGACUUUGAAGACCCCACCUUGGAUGGCAUGGAUUGGCUGGACAUACCCGUGGUAGGAGGGGGCAGCAAUUCUAACAGUGGGGGCAUGGUUCUUGCCCCUCUGAGCUCGCACACCCCACCCAGUGUGUUUUCUGCAGACUUUUUGGACAGUUCGGAUCUGCAGCUCCACUGGGACUCAUGUUUGUAGCUUUUGGUCUUAAUUGCUUGACACACAAUUUAGCACCUUCAACCUUACUGUGUAUAGGCUGUACACAAAACACUCCAGACGCACAUGCUGUUUCUUAUGCUGAAAAGCUUCAUUUUUUUUUU